AUGUGCCACGCACUGCAGUACUUCCAGCCCAUCAACUUGACUGACCUGCUCCCUGAUCAAGCUGACAACACCAUCAGUCAACUAUGGACUGACGCUCUCGAAGGAGUGUUCCGUUACUACAUCACUACGACCUGGGAUGACGUAGUGUUGACCAGCCAGCCAGUAGAAGUUACACUUCAGGGCUUCGAGGCUGGUGUGGAGAUGAACGUGACAGCGCCCUUCUAUAACGACCCCGCUCCUGACGGUCCAGCAGGGCAACCCUUCUACGGUCUCUGGGAUUACGAAGUGGUUGAGAUGUUCUUCCUGAACGAUGCUGAGGAGUACCUGGAGGUGGAGGUCGGACCCUGGGGACAACACCUCCUGCUGCUACUCAAGGGCCCAAGGAACACCAUCAAGCAUUCUCUCCCGCUCGACUAUAUUGUAACACAGAAAACUGAUCCUGUGGGAGACCAGCCGGGUGAGUGGCGUGGGUCUGCCAUGAUUCCCCCUGACUACUUCCCUCCCAACGUGACUCGUAUGAACGCCUACGCCAUCCAUGGUGUGAACGAGGCUAGGCAGUACCAGGCGCUCUAUCCUGCACCACACAACGACCCUGACUAUCCUCAGCCUGAUUUCCACAAGCUCAACCUCUUCCGACCCAUCGACUUCGAGUUCCAGGUGGCUAACAACAGCCAGUACUCGGACUUGUGGCUGGACGCUAUCAACUCUGGCGGCAGCAGUGCCACACUCUCGCCGGAGUUUAAGACAGAGACGGAGAUGGACGCAGUGACAGUGCUGGAGCCUCUACAGACAGACGCAGUGACAUUGCUGGAGCCUCUGCAGACAGACGCAGUGACAGUGCUGGAGCCUCUGCAGACAGACGCAGUAACUGUGUUCGAGCCUCUGCAGACAGACGCAGUAACUGUGUUCGAGCCUCUGCAGACAGACGCAGUAACUGUGUUCGAGCCUCUGCAGACAGACGCAGUAACUGUGUUCGAGCCUCUGCAGACAGACGCAGUAACUGUGUUCGAGCCUCUGCAGACAGACGCAGUAACUGUGUUCGAGCCUCAGGAGACUACGGUUCAGCCUAACACACUCCCCAACACAACUCGAGAGGAGAUCCUCGAAACUCGGGUUCCUCUCCGACAAGAUGAAUCCGUAGUGAGGAGGAGGAGGCCACGGCCUCAUAGUGUGUCAAGCCCUUCCCCCCUCGAGGUCAACACCUCUCAAGCAAGAACCAAGACUCCUCCGGGCAAGACAGUAGUUCAAGAAUCCAUCCGGCGCCAAAUCCCCAGCGAAUUACCCUCAGAGGUACAGUUAUCAAGCCAGCCUCUCGCGGAGCGGGAGCAGCAGUUGUCUGGACCAGCUGUUCCCAGGUCACAGACAACAGCAAGGUCAGAGAUUCCCACAACAAGAUCAAAGAUUCCCACAAGAGGAACAGAGAUUCCAGCUGCAAGAUCAAAGAUUCCCACAACAAGAUCAAAGAUUCUCACAACAAGAUCAAAGAUUCUCACAACAAGAUCAAAGAUUCCCGCAAGAAGAACAGAGAUUCCCGCAAGAAGAACAGAGAUUCCCGCAAGAAGAACAGAGAUUCCCACAGAAGAACAGAGAUUCCCACAAGAAGAACAGAGAUUCCCACAAGAAGAACAGAGAUUCCCACAAGAAGAACAGAGAUUCCCACAAGAAGAUCAAAGAUUCCUGCAAGAACAGCGAUUCCCACAAGAACAGAGAUUCCCACAACAAGAUCAAAGAUUCACACAAGAGAAGCAGAGAUUCCCACAAGAGGAACAGAAAUUCCAGCAGCCGGGUCAACAGUUUCCAGGUGAGAGAUUCCAGCAGCAAGACCAGAGGCUCCAGCAACAGGCUCCACAGUUUCAAGAUCCACCCUUCCAGCAGGAGUCUCCCAAUCUGCCAGGCUCGGAGUCGAGUCUACCUAUCCUUCCAGACGUGGAGCCUGCGGUGGGGUUGCCCAUCCCGGACAUGGAGGCAGUGGUAGAGUCCCUGGCGGAGCAGACUGCAGCCUUGCCUCCCCCACACCCCAUCUGCUUCGAGCCAGGGCUAGUGGCAGACCAGAAGCGCUGUUAUGCGUUCCAUGAGUGCGUGCUGGAGAGCGGUGUGUGGCAGGUGUACUCAUGGAGGUGUCAGCGAGGACAUAUUUACGACCCCGUCAAUGUUGCUUGUGUCCGAGGGAGGUGCAAGAGACGUCGAGGAAAGUAAGUGCAAUAUACUCAUUUACUGAGGCCAAAAACAUGAAGACAAACGUGAUGUUUAAAUUCUAAACCUCAUAUUUUGUAGGAGGAAGAGAUAUAAUUAUCGUGCUGAAUGUUUUUUUUGUGUGUGUUAAUGGUUUUAUAAUUAUGUAAAUGAGAGCAUGUCAAGGAAAUAUUAAAGUGUUUCUAAUAUGCCCGAGUACUAGGACGUGUACAUUGUAUACCCGAGUACUAGGACAUGUACAUUAUACCCGAGUACUAGGACAUGUACAUUGCAUACCGAGUACUAGGACAUGUACAUUGUAUACCCGAGUACUAGGACAUGUACAUUAUACCCGAGUACUAGGACAUGUACAUUGCAUACCUGAGUACUAGGACAUGUACAUUGUAUACCCGAGUACUAGGACAUGUACAUUAUACCCGAGUACUAGGACAUGUACAUUGCAUACCUGAGUACUAGGACAUGUACAGUGUAUACCCGAAUACAAGGACAUGUACAUUGUAUACUCGAGUACUAGGAUAUGUACAUUGUAUACCCGAGUACUAGGACAUGUACAUUGUAUACCCGAGUACUAGGACAUGUACAUUGUAUACCCGAGUACUAGGACAUGUACAUUAUACCCGAGUACUAGGACAUGUACAUUGUGUACCCCAGUACUAGGACAUGUACAUUGUGUACCCGAGUACUAGGACAUGUACAUUGUGUACCCGAGUACUAGGACAUGUACAUUGUGUACCCGAGUACUAGGACAUGUACAUUGUAUACCCGAGUACUAGGACAUGUACAUUGUAUACCCGAAUACUAGGACAUGUACAUUGUAUACCCGAGUACUAGGACAUGUACAUUGCAUACCUGAGUACUAGGACAUGUACAUUGCAUACCCGAGUACAAGGACAUGUGCAUUGUAUACUCGGGUACUAGGACAUGUACAUUGUAUACCCGAGUACUAGGACAUGUACAUUGUAUACCAGAGUACUAGGACGUACAUUGUAUACCCGAGUACUAGGACAUGUACAUUGUAUACCCGAAUACUUGGACAUGUACAUUGUAUACCAGAGUACUAGGACGUGUACAUUGUAUACCCGAGUACUUGGACAUGUACAUUGUAUACCAGAGUACUAGGACGUACAUUGUAUACCCGAGUACUAGGACAUGUACAUUGUAUACCCGAAUACUUGGACAUGUACAUUGUAUACCCGAGUACUAGGACGUGUACAUUGUAUACCCGAGUGCUAGGACAUGUACAUUGUAUACCCGAGUACUAGGACAUGUACAUUGUAUACCCGAGUACUUGGACAUGUACAUUGUAUACCCGAGUACUAGGACGUGUACAUUGUAUACCCGAGUACUUGGACGUGUACAUUGUAUACCCGAGUACUAGGACAUGUACAUUGUAUACCCAAGUACUAGGACAUGUACAUUGUAUACCCGAGUACUUGGACAUGUACAUUGUAUACCCGAGUACUAGGACAUGUACAUUGCAUACCUGAGUACUAGGACAUGUACAUUGCAUACCUGAGUACAAGGACAUGUGCAUUGUAUACUCGGGUACUAAGACAUGUACAUUGUAUACCCGAGUACUAGGACAUGUACAUUGUAUACCCGAGUACUAGGACAUGGACAUUGUAUACCCGAGUACUUGGACAUGUACAUUGUAUACCAGAGUACUAGGACGUACAUUGUAUACCCGAGUACUAGGACAUGUACAUUGUAUACCCGAGUACUUGGACAUGUACAUUGUAUACCCGAGUACUAGGACAUGUACAUUGUAUACCAGAGUACUAGGACAUGUACAUUGUAUACCCGAGUACUUGGACAUGUA
Molecule: messenger RNA, 4012 nt
Organism: Cherax quadricarinatus
Lineage: Eukaryota; Metazoa; Arthropoda; Malacostraca; Decapoda; Parastacidae
Source: RefSeq, a predicted model, not a curated record